Messenger RNA from Neodiprion fabricii, 2367 nucleotides. It is a transcript of the gene Sce, whose product is annotated as E3 ubiquitin-protein ligase RING1-like. Gene Ontology annotation, molecular function: ubiquitin protein ligase activity; chromatin binding. Lineage: Eukaryota; Metazoa; Arthropoda; Insecta; Hymenoptera; Diprionidae. The record is from RefSeq and is a predicted model, not a curated record. Bases 266 to 1558 code for a protein of 430 amino acids. Gene Ontology annotation, cellular component: ubiquitin ligase complex; PcG protein complex. The transcript has 4 exons.
CGAAUUUCGUAACAGAGGGCGCUAAAAAAUGGGAGACGUGAAAAACACGAGCGUGGGCUCCUCUACGACUGAUCGCUACGGCUGUUCGCUGGCAGCUGUUGACUUCAGCGGUCGUUGAAUCGUCCGUAUGUUGCAUCGAGGAAAUAAAAAAAUAUAAUCAACCAGAUCGACGUACGUACAUGCAGAUUCGCACGCGUAUUACGGAUGCGGAAAUCGCGAAAAUCGCGCUAGAUCGAGAAACGAGCGGAAUAACCGAGGUCGGCGAAUGCUGGUAAGCAAGGAGCGGCGAGUAUCGGCGCAUAACAAAAGUGUUGUCGGCGAGACGAUGGCGUCGACGGAGCAAGUUGGUCUAAACAAGACGUGGGAGCUGUCGCUCUACGAAUUACACCGAACGCCGCAGGACGCGAUAACCGACAACACGGAGAUAGCGGUGAGCCCGCGAAGUUUGCACAGCGAAUUGAUGUGUCCGAUAUGCCUUGACAUGCUGAAAAAAACAAUGACAACCAAAGAGUGUCUGCAUCGUUUUUGCUCCGACUGUAUCAUCACAGCGCUUAGGAGCGGCAACAAGGAAUGUCCGACGUGCCGGAAGAAGCUGGUGUCCAAGCGGUCGCUUCGCCCCGAUCCCAACUUCGAUCUUCUCAUUUCCAAGAUUUAUCCGAGUCGUGACGAGUACGAGGCCCAUCAAGAGCGCGUCCUGGCAAAGCUAAACAAGUCUCAUUCUCAAGCGGCGCUGGUUAAUUCCAUCACCGAAGGGAUCAAGCUGCAGAGUCAGAACAGGCCACAGAGAUCUAGAAAGAAUGCCAACGAGCCGGAGAAUCCCAACGGUACAACGCUGAAUAACACCGGGGCAAAUACCAGCGGAAGAACAACACCCGUCACUCCGAUGAAUCCUGCGAAUCAAAGCGACUCGUCGCAGGGACCCAUUGGAAAUAUCAAUAACAGUAAUGGCCUGGGAAAUGUUAUUUCUAAUCCGAAUCAACAAAAUUCUAACAACACCGUAUCUCAACCAGCUAGUAGUCCUGCCGUUUCAGGGACAACGUCGAGAAAUUCAACAACGCCAUCUCCAAACCCAUCAAAUCAAAUUCCAAAGCCAGCAAAACGUCAAAAAAGUUUGCAGAAUUCGGAAAACGAUUCGGCGGGAUCUAGUAUAGAGGCUGAAACAGGUGGCGGUGAUUCUAUGGUGGAUACCGAAGGCGAAGGACCAAGUGAACCGUUGAUGCUGAACGAGAUUGAACUAGUUUUCAAACCGCAUCCAACAGAAAUGGCAGGCGAUAACUCACUGGUCAAGGCGUUGAAAGAAAACAGUGUUCGAUAUAUAAAAACAACGGCGAAUGCGACAGUUGACCAUCUGAGCAAAUACCUCGCCAUGCGUCUGACGCUCGAUCUGGACACAGAGCUGUCGGAGUCCCACAGGCAUUUAAACUUUUGCAUCUACAUCGCCCCGUCCCCAGGACAGCUCGUGGUUUUGAGCGGUUCUCAAACGUUGCGUCAAGUAAACGACAAAUUUUGGCGAGUAAACAGGCCCCUAGAGAUGUAUUAUUCUUGGAAGAAAACCUAGGGAAGGCCCAAGAAGUCUCAGUCAGACGAAAGCUAGUAUACAAUCGAUAUAAACUUGAAUCUGGGAGAAGGAACUUUCGAAAAUAGCUAUAACCAUGUUACAACGUUUCUACGUGAAAGAGAGAGAGCGGUGUGGUAUUUUUUAUGAAAACAACCGUAACAGAAAAUUAUUUGAUAAAAUACCCUACAGUGACAACAGCAAACAAAAUGAUUAAUUUUCACUUCUGCGAGCAAUUCAGACAGUAGCGAGAGAUUUAUUGUUGCAAAUUACUCGGGCUCAUGCCACUAGAGACCACCUGUAGGUUGUGGACGUCACGUCACGUCAAUAAUGUCCGAGACAGCGUCUCACAAACACGUCACCUCGGUAACAGACCCUAAUGCAGUUCAGUUUCAAAAUUCCAUCGAAGUCACCGCAGUUCGAAUCAAAGAAUUAAGACAAUCAGUUAGCCCGACUGCUGCUGAAAAAGUUAUACGGAUUUUUUUUCAUAUUUAAUAUGUUCUAUGGUCCAGGUACCAUGAUCGUACUUCCGAGUGUACUAUCGCAAUUCGAACUGAGUUCAAACCUUUGCAAGUAACUGUCAAAUAGCAUAUUUGAACUUGUCCGUAUGAGAGCAAGCUCUCAUUAAUCUAUUAUCGGCGAGUUUGACGUUACUACUUGCGAGACGUACACUCAGAAGUGCGUCCAUUGGCGACCAUCGCUCUCGAGAGUUUUACCUUCACGUAAACAGGCACUUUCACUUCAUUUUUCCACUCUCUUCCGAUUUGGAGAGAUUGGUAAAAUUUUUCUCAACAUUAUCGGAUUUCUUAUUU